This is a messenger RNA of Xylona heveae TC161, 867 nucleotides long. Its product is annotated as putative carbonyl reductase. The transcript is spliced from 2 exons. The coding region runs from base 1 to 867 and encodes 288 amino acids. The record is from RefSeq and is a predicted model, not a curated record. NCBI's taxonomy places the organism in Eukaryota, Fungi, Ascomycota, Xylonomycetes, Xylonales, Xylonaceae.
AUGGCCAAAUCUGAUCAAACUAUUGUCCUCAUUACUGGAGCAAACCAGGGUCUCGGCUUUGCAGCUGCCAAGAUACUUGUCGAGCUUUCGGCAGACUACCACGUCAUUGUAUGCAGCCGGAAUCUCUCUCGGGGCGAAGAAGCCGUGUCAAAGCUUCGCUCCCUGCCCGGGGCCAAAGGGACUUGCUCCGCACUGCAUCUCGACCUUCUUGACGAAUCCAACAUUGUCAAAGCUGCAGACGAAGUGUCCAAAACAUUCGGCCGCAUCGACGUGCUUGUCAACAACGCCGGCAUAAACAAUGAUCUUCAGCGACUUGCUAACCCGCCCGUCCCGCUUCUGGACGUAUACCGGAGUACAUUUGAAACAAACUUUUUCGGGACAAUCAACGUCACCGAAAAAUUCCUACCUUUGCUGAAAAAGUCCAAGUUUAAUUCUUCGGCGAAGAGCCUAUCCUCGGAGCCUUCUUCCACCACCACCACCACCACCACCAAUGCUCCUCGUGCAGAAGCUCAUGCAGCACCCCGUCUGGUCUUUGUAUCUACAUCUCUCUCCUCUCUCACAAUGGCCUCUGACCCCGCUUCUCCAAUCUACAAUGUUCUCCCCGUGUGUUAUAAGAGCAGCAAGUCUGCGCUGAACAUGGUCAUGGUGGAGUACGAAAAGUCCCUGCGCAAAGAAGGGAUCCUGGUCUGGGGCUUGGAUCCUGGUCUCUGCGCGACGAAUCUGUCGGGUCAAGGACCGGAUGCAUUGCGAGCACGAGGUGCGCAGGAGCCCGAAAUCGGCGGGCAGACGAUUGUAGAUGUGGUUGUGGGUAAAAGAGAUGCGGAUGUGGGAAAGCUAGUAUGGCAGGAUGGAGUUAGGCCCUGGUAG